AUGUCUAUCGGCAGCUUUCGUUCAAUCGCAAGCAAGAAUGAAGGGGAAGACAAAGCAUCAGAAGCAGCAUCAGUAGCAGCAGCAGAUGUUGCUGCUCCUGCUGCUGCAGGAGCAGCAGAUAAUGCUGCUGCUGCUGCUGCUGCUGCUGCUGCAUCUCCUCGUUCCCGAGGCCCUAGCUUUAUGCCUGGUCUACAAAAGGGUUUACUGGAUAUCCGCAAGGGUUUAGCAUUAAUGAUGCAGAAGAAGGCAGAGGCUCCUGCUGCUCCUGCUGCUGAUGCUGCUGCUGCUCCUGCUGCUGAUGCUGCUGCUGCUCCUGCUGCUGCUGAAUCCGGUUAUUUAUCAGCAGCAGAGGGCAGCAUGCAAGGAGGACGUACAUCAAGGGAACUUUCUUUUUCUUUAUCUAGUAGUCAUUCCUUAGAGAGAACAAGUUCUAAUAUAACAACAGCAACUGCUGCUGCUGCUGCUGCUGCUGCUGCUGCUGCUGCAGCACGUGGUAGUAGUGUUUCUCUUGAUGGUACAGAGAAUGGGGAUUUAGCUGCUGUGCGCAAACACAGCAGCAACAGCGCAAGGAGCAGCAAGAGCAGCAGCAGCAGCAGCAGCAGCGUAACAGGACGGGCUAAGUCUGUUAUAUCCUUAGACUUUAGUGAGCAACCAGCAGCAGCAGCAGCAGCAACAGCAGCAGCAACAGCAGCAACAACAGCAGCAGCAGCAGGAGGGGCUCAACAGACUCGUGAAGAUCCUAUGGCAAGACUGCUAGCACAUAUAUUAGCGGAGGACCAAUCAGGGCCUGCUGCUGCUGCUGUUGCUGCUGCUGCUGCUGCUGGUAGAGAGGAAGCAGCAGCAGCAGCAGCAGCAGCAGAAGCAAUGGAGCAGCAAAAGAAAACACCAAUAGAUGAAAACUCAUGGGAGUCUCUUCUCUCUAAAGAUGUUGCUGCAGAAGCAGGAGAAAUUCUUCUAAAGUAUUCAGAGAUGGAUGUCUCCAAUUUCCGUCCAAGACGUCCGCCUCCUGCUGUUAUUGAGGAGGAUUUAGAGAUAGGAGGAGGAUUUGCUGCUGCUGCUGCUGCUGCUGCUAUUGAUGCAGCAAAGUGUCGUGUCUUUGGUCCCGCGCUGCAGCAAAGAAUUGCAGGAGUACUACAAGAGGUAAUAUUUUCUUGUUCUGUUGCGGGGAGACACCAAGUUACUAUCUUAUUAGAUAAUCAAUUCCCUGUUGCAUCCUCCCCUUAUAUAGUCUCCGUCGUGGCGAAUCGUGUUGAUCCCUCCAUGACCUUCGCCUUUGGACAAAAUCUUCAUCACUUCUAUACUAAUGCAUUAAUUAAUGAUUUUUUUAUUCAAGCAAGAGAUGCAUACGGCAAUGAUAUUAAAAAAGGAGGAGACAAAUUAUGUGUAGAGGGAUUAGGGGCAAUAAAGAUUGUUGAUGUUAUUGAUUGUAAUGACGGGCAGAUUGAUUUAGCCACCCAUCAACUGUCAGAAGUGCGAAAAGAGCUAAGGAAGUGUCUGCAGAAAAUUAUCCUUAAAGAGGAAGCAACGGAGAAUAUGUUGGAGUGUAUAAAGAGGCACGUAUCUGCAGGUCUUCUUUGUACAAAGAUUGAACAAAAAAAUAGAGAAGAACUCAAGGAACUCAUUGAAAAUGUUGCACAGAUACAAAAUGAAUUACAUACAACAUAUAAAAGUCUACAACAUCGUGUUGCUCAUUCCCUUCCUGUUGCAUUUGAAUUAGAAGAUCCUGUGCAGAUUCGUGCUGAGCAAAAAAAGAGAAGAGAGGCAUUAGUUAAGGAACAUGAGGCACUAGAGGAGAAAGCGAAGAAUUUACAAGAAAGAGAGAAAAAAUUAAAAGAAGAAAUAAGCGAACAUAUAUCCUUAUUAGCAGAGAAUCUAAGACAAAGACAACAAGCAAUAGAAAUGCAACAAAAAGCAUUAGAAAUAAAUACACAACAAGUCCUUAAACUUGUUAGUAAUAGACGCAAGAAACACGCACGCAGAGAGGCUCUUAUUGCAUGCGAAAGGGAAGCAGUAGAAGCCAAGAAAUCAGAGUACUGGCAAAGAGGUCGUCGUCAGUGUCCUUUUCUGUUUUCCUGUUCAGACUUCCAACGGAUGCUUCUGGAGACGCCGGUGGUGUUCAACCCUCCACCAGCAAUACCAGCAGCAGCACCACCAGCAGCAGCAAGAGCAGCAGCAGCGGCAGCAGCAAGGGUUGAAAGCAGUGCUGCUGCACCACCAAGGGUAUCUACAGCAAGGGGCACUAGGCAUAUUGAGACGAGCCCUGUGGAUACGAAUUCCUUUGCUUACUUCUUAGCAAACAAGCAGUACACGGCGCCCCCUAGACAGAAUACAAUGUCCUUAGAGGCCUUUCAUGGAGCUGCCGUGGAUGAUCGCACUGCCAUCCGCAGAACAAAUUUAAGAAAAGGAAAUCCCUCGAGGGUUUUCUUCUCCGAGUGGAGAGGUGGAAACAACGCAGCCUAA
Eimeria maxima is the source of this 2460-nucleotide messenger RNA. RefSeq names its product filamin, putative. The record is from RefSeq and is a predicted model, not a curated record. Lineage: Eukaryota; Apicomplexa; Conoidasida; Eucoccidiorida; Eimeriidae. The transcript has 16 exons. The coding region runs from base 1 to 2460 and encodes 819 amino acids.